This is a messenger RNA of Xylaria bambusicola, 1481 nucleotides long. RefSeq lists its product as uncharacterized. Bases 109 to 1272 code for a protein of 387 amino acids. The record is from RefSeq and is a predicted model, not a curated record. Lineage: Eukaryota; Fungi; Ascomycota; Sordariomycetes; Xylariales; Xylariaceae. The transcript has 2 exons.
UUUCCGAAGGAACUCCGUUGUUGCUUCAUAUUGUCUAUUGAAACGAGCACCAACCCACUCUCCUUCGGCCAAGCGCCAUCUGUUUAUUCCCUCAAUAUUAUUCUCAUCAUGGACUUGCCACGAAAGCCGGAAGCUUGGAGGAAGCUGUGUGCCACCCUUGACGUCAAGGGGUUCGGGGGGGUCUCUGGUUUAGCCGACGAGAGGCUCAGGCCGGGAUCCAACAUCAAUUCGGAACAGUUCAUAGCUCUCAGGAUCCUAUGUCCCAAUCAGAAGAACGGAUCCCAGCUGAAUAGUAACCUGAAAAAGUAUGUGGACCUGACGACUUUUGAAGAGAUGAAAGAAAAGCUGUCCGCAUCGCGAGAAUGGAAUCAAUUUCUCGCCGCCGUGUCAGGUGAAAAAAAAAUUCCUGGCGACCUCGGGCAAUACGCCACCGUUUGGGAGUAUCAAGUGAGAGCUCGGUGGGGAACCAGUCGGAGCGGUUUUCAAGCGCUAGUAUGCUCGGACCCGGAGACGAGCGUUGCUCACCGAACUCGAAGUAAAGCUCAACCACUCCCGCAACCAGAACGUCCAAGAACCCCACCUCAAGCGACCCAAAGUAUUAAAGCUGAUGUUGAGGAAAUCAACAAAGCCUUGGCCCAAGCCGGCUUGGGCUCGCCGAUUCAACUGCAUUCGCAAUUGCUGUCACCGGUGAGUCCCGAGCAACAUCUCUCCGGAGAUCAAGGCAAUGAGGUCACCGUCAAUACGGCUUUGAUUCACUUUUGCUCCACGUUAGACUUGUUUAAUCUGGAGAGAUCAGGUUUGUCGUGGUCUUACGAACAGAAAGCUUUCAAGUUUGUAAUGCACAACGGGGGGAAUUUUGUCGCAAGGGUUGACGGCAUUUUGGAAUUGGUUGAUAACAAGCAGCCCUUGGCAAUUGUUGAAGUCAAGGCAGGCCUGCGUGCGAGGCAGCAAAGCCGUAUUGUGUGGCAGGAAGGUGCCGAGUUAGUCGCGUGGAUCAUGAGUUGGCUACCUUUCAAUUGGGACGAGAAGGGGAACGAAAAGAAGACAUUCAGGCGCCUGUUGAUAAGCCAAGAUCACCACGAGAUGUACUUUAUCGUAGCGGAGUUCACAACAGGCUGGAUCAAGCACAUGCUCGGGCAUAAAAAUGUUGGAGACGACUUUCUCUAUAUGCAAGAGUACGGUCCUUUUCCAACAAACAGUCCAACCCACCUCCUAUUUUCCGCCGCAAUGGUGUUAACAGUUACAAAACAACGAGGUCUAUUGGAGGAUUAGGACAUGUCUGCGUCAUGUUUACUUGAAAGAAUAUAGAUAUUUCCUUUGAUUUCCCAGUUUUACUAUCUGUAGGAAACGCCUAUAGCUGCGUAUCAAUUGUAUCCGCUACCCCAAACUGUAAUUAAUCUUCCCAGUUCCCUAUGUAUUAAUGUGUCCAGACUUUAUCUGGGAUGUUAAGGGGAGGUGGUCGAGGUUGCCUUUCCCAGUAC